Messenger RNA from Tachysurus fulvidraco (yellow catfish), 1817 nucleotides. It is a transcript of the gene tube1, whose product is annotated as tubulin, epsilon 1. Gene Ontology annotation, biological process: mitotic cell cycle; microtubule cytoskeleton organization. Gene Ontology annotation, cellular component: microtubule; cytoplasm. Bases 134 to 1555 code for a protein of 473 amino acids. The record is from RefSeq and is a predicted model, not a curated record. Gene Ontology annotation, molecular function: GTP binding; structural constituent of cytoskeleton. The transcript is spliced from 12 exons. NCBI's taxonomy places the organism in Eukaryota, Metazoa, Chordata, Actinopteri, Siluriformes, Bagridae.
UCAUCAACGUGCGACAGCGUGAGUUUGACUUGUGUGGCGGGUGAAAGGCGGCAGUCAUUUCAGUGCAAAAAGUCGUUUAAACGCUUUAAUUUUUAAUCUUACAGUAAAUUUGUGGUGUUUUGUGGAUCACAGGAUGACUCAGUCCGUUGUUAUUCAAGUGGGUCAGUGCGGUAACCAGGUGGGCUGCAGGUUCUGGGAUCUUGCACUGAGAGAACACGCACAUGUCAACAAGAGAGGAGUGUAUGAUGAGGCUCUCAGCAGCUUCUUCAGGAAUGUUGACCCAAGGAGUGACAGAGGUAAUGGAGCUCCUGGAAGCACAAUUGCAGCACUCAAAGCUCGAGCAGUACUGAUAGAUAUGGAGGAGGGUGUUCUCUCUCAGGUCCUGUGUGGACCCUUGCAGCAGCUUUUCAGCUCCACUCAGCUAAUCAGCAACUCAUAUGGCUCCGGAAACAACUGGGCAGUAGGACAUCAUACGUAUGGUACUUUAUACCGUGAGCAGAUUGUGGAUCAGAUUCGGCGAGCAGCAGAACACUGUGACUGUCUGCAGUGUUUUUUUCUCAUUCAUUCUAUGGGGGGAGGGACUGGGUCAGGCUUGGGGACGUGUGUGUUAAAGCUCCUGGAGGAUGAGUUUCCUGAUGUGUGUCGGAUCGUCACAGCGGUUUAUCCUUCUGCUGAAGAUGAUGUCAUCACCUCUCCAUAUAACAGUGUACUUGCCAUGAGGGAGCUUACUGAGUUUGCUCAUUGUGUUCUACCUGUCGAGAACCAGUCUCUGAUGGACAUCGUCAGUAAGAUCCAGCUCAUGACCCACAGCCAUAAAGCCGGCAGUGUGGUGAAGAAGGACUGUACAAUAAUCUCAGGGAAAGGGGGCGUGUUCAAGUCCCAGAAGCCGUUUGAUGCCAUGAACAACAUUGUGGCUAAUCUGUUACUCAGCAUCACCAGCUCUUCUCGUUUUGAAGGUUCUCUGAAUGUGGAUCUAAGUGAAAUUGCUAUGAACUUGGUCCCGUUUCCACGGUUACACUACCUGGUGUCCAGCCUCACACCCCUGUACACACUCGCUGAUGUGAACGUUCCCACACACAGACUGGAUCAGAUGUUCAGUGAUGCCUUCAGUAAGGAGCACCAGUUGAUGACCUCUGACCCCAGGCGUGCGGUGUAUCUGGCAUGUGCGCUUAUGCUCAGGGGAAACGUCCAGGUGUCUGACCUACGCAGGAACAUCCAAAGACUAAGACCCACUCUGUCAUUUGUGCCGUGGAAUCAGGAAGGCUGGAAGACUGGUGUGUGUUCAGUUCCCCCAGUAGGCCACACCCACUCCCUUCUGGCUCUGGCUAAUAAUACAUGUGUGAGAUCGUCAUUUAGUGAGCUGAGAGAACGAUUCACACGACUGUACCGGAAAAAGGCUCACCUGCAUCACUACAUGUGUGUAGAAGGGAUGGAGAUGUCUGGGUUCAGUGAGGCUCUACACUCUCUGUCUGAUCUCAUAGAGCAGUACGACACUUUGACCUCACCGUCAGAGACACUUACCCACAAUGCACCACGCCUCUGCAUCGCCACCUAGAGAUCUCUACAUGUGUGUUUAUCUAACAGGUCGUCUGUCACCCAGUGUUGGUGUAUACAUGUGGUGCUAGAACUCAUACCUCACAUCUGUCUCUCUCUGUCGGCGUCUGUGUCUCUCUCUGUCUCUCUCAUGUGCAAUUGUGUUAAAUUAAUAAUUGUUAAUCUCUUUACUGAUUUAUAAACCUGUAGAUUUAUUUAUUUAUAUUUGUAUGUAGGUUUUAUGUAAUGAAGGUAAACUGAAAUAAAUCAAUAAUGAUGUUCUA